GUCCUUAUUAAUUUUUUCUUUGUGUAGAUAAUACUAUCAUCGAUAAUUGUUUAUUAUAAAUUGUUUAUGUAGCGUAAGACUACGAAUUAAACCGAUUAUCUUCAAAUUCAUGAUAUCAUAUCAGACCUAUAGAAGAUUUAUUCAGCAAUUUAAAUUAAUAGAAAAAAACAUAGUACGUUUGACACAUAAAAGAUUUGAUAUUUAUUGUUAAUUGAAAGAUCUUUCAAUUAAUACGUUAAUCAAACGCGUUUUUUUCCUUUUCGAUAAGCAAAAAUAAUGGCUAGAGUAAGUGAAGAUUUACCAGAUAUUGAAAAUAUACUAGCCCUAAAUCCACGUGUCCAAAUUUAUUCGAAUUUUGUACCAUCCAACGAGACUAAAAAGAACAAGUUACAUUGGAAAAGAAAUCCGAACAAAAAAUGUCAGAGCUGUCUUCCUUUGGAAAACAAUUUUUCCGAUAUAAAACCUACUACUCUGAGUGAAAGAGCGGCUUUAAAAGAAGCGGCAAGGUGUUUGAAAUGUGCAGAUGCUCCGUGUCAAAAAUCCUGUCCAACACAAUUGGAUAUAAAGUCUUUCAUCACUAGCAUUGCCAACAAGAAUUAUUAUGGUGCUGCCAAAGCGAUAUUUUCUGAUAACCCUUUGGGUAUCACUUGCGGUAUGGUGUGUCCUACUAGUGACUUAUGCGUUGGAGGAUGCAACUUACAAGCCUCCGAAGAAGGCCCUAUAAAUAUAGGUGGAUUGCAGCAAUUUGCUACAGAAGUGUUCAGUCAAAUGGGUAUAAAGCAGACUAGGGAUCCUAAAACUCCAGAUCCAAAAAAUUUCGAGUCAAAAAUUGUUCUUUUAGGUGCAGGACCGGCUUCAUUAUCUUGUGCGACGUUUCUUGGUCGCUUAGGUUAUCAAAAUAUAACGAUUUACGAAAAGAAUGAUGUACUUGGAGGUUUGAGCGCUUCGGAAAUUCCUCAAUAUCGUCUACCAAUCAAUGUAGUGAAUUUUGAAAUAAAUCUUGUACUUGAUUUAGGAGUGAAAGUAGAAACAGGUCGCUCACUCUCUUCGAAAGAUCUAACCAUAGAAAAUCUACUCAAAACCUCGAAGGCGAUUUUUAUUGGUAUAGGUCUUCCCCAACCAAAAUUGGACCCUGUAUUUGAAAAUCUAACCGAAAAAAUGGGUUUCUAUACAUCAAAGUCUUUCCUGCCAAAAGUAUCCAUGGCUAGUAAAGAAAAUCCUUCGAAGUGUUUUUGUAAACAAAACAUAACAUUACCGAAGUUGCAUGGAAACGUUAUAGUAUUAGGAGCUGGGGAUACUGCUUUUGAUUGCGCAACGUCUGCUUUAAGAUGUGGCGCGAAAAAAGUUUUCGUUAUUUUCAGAAGAGGAUUCACCAAUAUAAGAGCCGUGCCAGAAGAAGUGUCGGUUGCUGUUGAAGAGCGAUGUGAAUUAAUUGGAUUCCUGUCUCCGUAUGCCGUCAAUGUGAAAGAUUGUAAAAUCGUAUCUGUUACUUUUUGUAGAACUGAAGAAACUGAAGAUGGUAAAUGGAUCCAAGAUAAAGAACAGUUAAGUACGAUUAAAGCAAAUUUCUUGAUCUCGGCUUUUGGUUCUGGACUUGAGGAUUCUGACACUAUAGCUGCCUUGGCUCCAUUAAACUUAUCAACUCGAAAUCUACCAAUUGUGGAUACUAAGACAAUGCAAACAUCUCAUCCAUUAGUUUGGUGUGGGGGUGAUCUGGCAGGCGUUGCAGAAACAACAGUAGAAGCUGUAAACGAUGGAAAGAUUGCAGCUUGGUACAUUCAUUGUGCUUUGGAGGGCCUAUCACCAAAUACCAAACCAACUUUGCCUCUAUUCCACACAAGCAUCGAUGAAGUGGAUAUUUCGGUGGAAAUUUGCGGUGUGAAAUUUGAAAAUCCAUUUGGAUUAGCAUCAGCUCCACCGGUAACUAGUGCCCCCAUGAUACGGAGAGCUUUCGAGCAAGGAUGGGGUUUUGUUGUAACUAAAACAUUUUGCUUAGAUAAGAAUCAAGUUACUAAUAUUUCACCAAGGAUAAUUAGAGGAAAUACUUCUGGCCAAAACUACGGUCCACAUCAAGGUUCAUUUUUGAAUAUUGAAGUGAUUUCUGAAAAAUGUUUAGAUUAUUGGCUGGAAGCUAUAAGAGAACUUAAGAAAGAUUUUCCAUCGAAGAUAAUUAUCGCUAGUGUGAUGUGCGAAUACGAUGAAAAUGAUUGGACGGAAAUCACAAAACAAGUUGAAGCCGCUGGUGCGGACAUGUUGGAAUUAAAUUUGAGCUGUCCCCAUGGUGUUAAAGAAUCUGGUAUGGGUUUAGCUUGUGGACAAAAACCAGAAUUAGUAACGAAUAUUUCCAAAUGGGUUAGAAAAGCUGUUAGAAUACCAUUUUUCAUUAAACUAACUCCGAAUAUUACUGAUAUCACAGAAAUAGCACAAGCUGCGAAAGACGGAGGAGCUUGGGGCGUAUCAGCUAUUAAUACAAUAUCAGGUUUAAUGCAAGUGAACCCCGACGGUACAGCAUGGCCUAAUGUUGGGAAGGCGAAAAGAACAACUUAUGGUGGUGUUAGUGGUAAUGCCAGUAGACCAGUUGGACUUAGAGCUGUUUCUGCGAUCGCUAAUAAAAUACCAGAAUUUCCAAUACUAGGUGUGGGUGGUGUAGAAUCUGCAGAUACUGCAUUCCAAUAUCUGCAAUGUGGAGCAUCUGCAGUUCAAAUUUGUAGCGCUCUUCAAAAUCAAGAUUUCACACUAAUAGAGGAUUAUUGUACCGGUUUGAAAGCUUUGCUUUAUCUUGAUGGAAGACUAGCAGGUUGGCAAGGACAAAGUCCAGCAACAUAUAAGCAUCAAAAAGGAAAAAAUGUUAUCCCACUUUAUGACGAAAAUGGAAUGAAAUUACCACAUUUUGGGUAUUAUCAAACAAAGAGAUAUGAAUUGUUAAGCGAACUUUAUAAGAAAUCGGAAUGUAAAGACAGAAAAGUAAUACAUCAUGCAGGCAAUCAUACUACUGAUGCUAUGAAUGGUUCCGUUGCACAAAAUGGAAAUGAAAACUUGUCGAUUCCUACUGUCAAAGAUGUUGUUGGUCGAUCUUUGCCAAAAAUCGGAGACUAUAAAUUAUUGAAUAAUAAAGAACAAGUUGUUGCACUAAUAGAUGAUGAUUUAUGUAUAAAUUGUGGAAAAUGUUACAUGGCUUGCAAUGAUUCCGGAUAUCAAGCAAUUCAUUUUGAUCCCAAUACUCAUAUACCCAAAGUAAACGAUGAUUGUACGGGAUGUACUAUGUGCCUUUCGGUUUGUCCAAUUAUUGAUUGUAUCAUGAUGGUACCCAAAAAAAUUCCUCACGUUAUCAAGAGAGGAAAAAUAAAUGCCCCAGUAAAACUGGUACAUGCUUUAGACUCUUGAACAUCGGUGUAUUAAUAAGCAUUGUACAAUUUGUUGCUUGGAAUUGAAACAAUAAAAAAAGAAGAAA
Diorhabda sublineata is the source of this 3451-nucleotide messenger RNA. It is a transcript of the gene su(r), whose product is annotated as dihydropyrimidine dehydrogenase [NADP(+)]. Gene Ontology annotation, cellular component: cytosol; cytoplasm. Gene Ontology annotation, biological process: thymine catabolic process; 'de novo' pyrimidine nucleobase biosynthetic process; uracil catabolic process. The coding region runs from base 277 to 3384 and encodes 1035 amino acids. The transcript has 17 exons. The record is from RefSeq and is a predicted model, not a curated record. Gene Ontology annotation, molecular function: iron-sulfur cluster binding; NADP binding; dihydropyrimidine dehydrogenase (NADP+) activity. NCBI's taxonomy places the organism in Eukaryota, Metazoa, Arthropoda, Insecta, Coleoptera, Chrysomelidae.